Molecule: messenger RNA, 1152 nt
Organism: Yamadazyma jaroonii
Lineage: Eukaryota; Fungi; Ascomycota; Pichiomycetes; Serinales; Debaryomycetaceae
Source: the annotation of a GenBank genome assembly
AUGCUCAAAAUAUCGAUCUGGACAAAACAAGACGAGGAAAUUUCAACUACUAUGUUAAAUCAUCCUAUAGUUAGAAACAUACGAAGGAGACCUUUAUUGGUGGUUGCUCCGUUAAGUUUGAUUGUAAUUUUAUACUUAUUCAUCUUCAGUCAUAGAGAACCAUCCAAGAAAACUCAAAAAUAUAGUUAUAAAUCAAAAAACAAGUCAUGGUUCAACAAAAAUAAAGAUUCAGUAAUAUUAAGAAAUUUACCUAAAAAUCAUUUAAGUCACUAUGAUUUGAAUCAAUUAACUGUUUCUAAAACUCCUUUAGAAAACAAGGAAGAAAUCUUGGUUUUAACACCAAUGUCAAAAUUUUUACCUGAAUAUUGGGAUAAUUUGAAUAAAUUAUCUUAUGAUCAUAGUUUAAUCUCUUUAGGUUUCAUAUUACCAAGAAAUGAAGAUGGUAACAAAGCUUUAAAAUCAUUAGAAAAAGCAGUUAAACAAACUCAACUGGAUCCAACUACUAAAUUCAAAAAAAUUACUAUUUUGAGACAAGACACUAAUUCAUUAGAAAGUCAAGCAGAAAAGGAUAGACAUGCAUUGGCAGUACAAAAGGAAAGAAGAAGUUUAAUGGCAUUAGCUAGAAACUCUUUAGUUUUCACUACCAUUUCACCAUCAACUUCAUGGAUUUUAUGGUUAGAUGCUGAUGUAAUUGAAACCCCUCCUGAUAUUAUUCAAGAUUUAGCUGCUCAUGAUAAACCAAUAUUGUCAGCUAAUGUUUAUCAAAGAUUCUUCAAUGAAGAAACCAAAAAACCCGAUAUCAGACCUUAUGAUUUUAAUAAUUGGGUUGAAAGUGAAGAAGGGUUAAAAUUAGCUAAAACUUUGGGUGAAGAUGAAAUCAUUGUUGAAGGAUAUGCUGAAAUGGCUACUUAUAGAACUUUAAUGGCUCAUUUAUAUAAUGCUAAAGCCGAUCAAAACACCGAAAUGGCCUUAGAUGGUGUUGGAGGUGGAGCUGUUUUAGUUAAAGCUGAUGUUCAUAGAGAUGGUGCUAUGUUCCCUUCAUUCCCAUUUUAUCAUUUAAUUGAAACUGAAGGUUUCGCUAAAAUGGCCAAAAGAUUGGGUUACGAAGUCUUCGGUUUACCAAACUAUUUGGUCUAUCAUUAUAAUGAAUAA